Molecule: messenger RNA, 906 nt
Organism: Phytophthora sojae
Lineage: Eukaryota; Oomycota; Peronosporomycetes; Peronosporales; Peronosporaceae
Exons: 1
Coding region: 1-906 (301 amino acids)
Biological process (GO): proteolysis
Molecular function (GO): cysteine-type peptidase activity
Source: RefSeq, a predicted model, not a curated record
AUGGACAUCAUGCUUGCCUUGCUGCAGGUCGAGAAACUCCGCCCUCGACCGGAACUCGUUUUGCGGUGGCUCAAACGCUUGUCUGAGCUCUUCCUUGAAAUCCUCGUACGUGCUAAAGCACGUAGGAUCCGAGAGUCGGCGUCCAUACGCCCAACUUCUCAGGUCGAGCUAGACAGUGAGGGCGAAGCCGCUGCAGGCGGCGAUUGUUACGUGGCGGCUAUUGCUAAGGUCGGCCAGUUCAAGCGUGACCAAGUGGAGUCGAUGAAGUGGUUGUGGAACCUACAAGCUACAUGCCGUGAUGCUGUAAUUUGUUGCUCGUGGCUUCACCACGAGGUAAGAGCUGCUCGUGCCCCUCCCUCUCCGUGUGCCGGUGCAUUCACCGAGCUAUUGGAGAACUGGCCGUACAAUGAACUGCGUGGCUUCGGAUUCGACCUGACGUACUCGGAUCAGUAUUGCUUCCGCGACUCGGCCUGGCUAAAUGAUGACGCGAUGAAGGCAUUUGCUGUGGCGCCGGCUAGCUACAAGAACAAUGUGACGAUUACGGCCACGCCGCAAGGGCAUGGUGAGACUACACAGCAGAAACGAAGUCGUAAGGGCCUGCUUUCAUCCAACACACUGGAGGACGUCAUUGCAGGUGUUUCGACGUGUGCAUUUGUGCUGCUGCCCGUCAAUUUCGGGGGCACUCACUGGGGAUGUCUCGUUGUCGACCGAGAUGCCAAACAUGUGAAGACGUACGACAGCAAGAAUGGCAAGCGCAAUAAGCAGAGGUUGAAGAAGAUCGCGAGUGAGAUUAUUGCUGCAGAUGCGACUAUGGCGAGCUACACGACUGUCGAGGUGACCGAGCCUCUUCAGUCCGACAGUGAUAGCUGGUGUUUUCGUGUGUCGCUUCUUCUGGACCUGUGUUAG